AUGAAAACUAUAUCUAAAAAAAGUUACGGGCAAUAUCUUCCGAUUUUGAUCGUGGUGGUCGGUACCAACCAUCUUCGAUCGGGAGGCCAAAGAUACGACCUCGAGUCGUACAUUCUUUACGAGAACUACAACCGUACAACUCAGGCCAACGACCUGUGUUUAUUAAAAACAGCCACACCAAUCGUUUACAACGAUAAAGUUCAACCAGCCGAAGUGCUAAUCCAGGAAACGCCACCCGGUUCAAACCUCAUGUCGACUGGAUGGGGAGAAACGGGAACCGAUGGCGACAUUCCCCAGAAUCUGCAAAUGUUAAACUUCACAUCUAUAGGAACCCAGGAAUGCGAUCAUACCAGGAAUUCUACGGAAAACGUGGAUCUCUUUCCCCAUCACUGA
Pieris macdunnoughi is the source of this 393-nucleotide messenger RNA. The record is from the annotation of a GenBank genome assembly. Lineage: Eukaryota; Metazoa; Arthropoda; Insecta; Lepidoptera; Pieridae.